Molecule: messenger RNA, 3420 nt
Organism: Chrysoperla carnea
Lineage: Eukaryota; Metazoa; Arthropoda; Insecta; Neuroptera; Chrysopidae
Exons: 3
Coding region: 1-3420 (1139 amino acids)
Source: RefSeq, a predicted model, not a curated record
AUGGAUUGCGGUAUUCAGCUAAGUGGACGAAUAGUGAAAAAAAUGGGGGAAGUUGUGACUAUUUUAAAAAGGACAAAUAAUUUAAAAAAUUUAGAAAAAUGGCUCAAAUACUGUUGUCUAAAUAUUCGACAUUUCAAAAAAUUGUUAAAGAAAUGUACUUGUGUUGGAACAAAAAGUCAUUUGGAAGCCAAUAUUUUUGCAAUGAUAAGCUUUCGCGAACAAAUAAAAUCAUUUUUACAUAAAGGUGGUAGUUAUGUUAAUAGAAAAAAAGUUCGCGGAAUGAAGUGGGAAGACAUCGAGUCAGCAUUCAAAAGUCGAUUAAGGACAAGUGUAAUAGUAAAUUUAAUUUACAAAGAUCCCAAAUAUUUUUUGAAGGAUGCUGUAAUGUUGUUUAGUACACGAAUCAAAAACAUUUUAAAUAAUUUUGAAAUGAUAAAGGUGAAUACAUCAUUAUGUUGUGAGUUUGUUAAGAGUAUUGAUAAUGAAAAUGUAUCUUCACUGAAAUGUUUUAAUACGAAGAAUGUAAUUAUUGAUCGUCAAACAGAUCUAAAAAAAUGGUUUUUGGCAAAUGUUGAAGGACCACUUUUAGCAGAAUUGGAGGAAUUUCAAGAACGUGAUAGUGGAUGGGCAUUAAGGGAGGUGGUUCAUUUAAGAAUACAUAUAAACAAAUGUCAAUUAUUAAGAGGCUCAUCAUAUAUAGAAUUACCAAAAUGUAUUAAAGCGAAACAAGCUUGUGUGAAUGUUCAAAAUAAUGAUGGAGCAUGCUUUGCAUGGGCAGUAACUUCAGCCCUAUAUCCAGUAAGAGAGCAUUCAAACAGAAUGAGCUCAUAUCCACACUAUUCGACCGUUUUGAAAUUAAAAGGUAUUAAAUUUCCAAUGACAUUGAAACAAAUCCCCAAAUUUGAAAAAUUAAAUGGGUUAAGUAUUAAUGUAUAUAUUUUGAAAUUUUGUAAAAAAGUGAAAUAUAGUGUUGAGCCAGCGUUUCUUACAUCAAAAAAACGGGUAAUUCAUGUUAAUCUGUUAAUGAUACAAAAUAUUUAUUUAGAAGAUCAUGAUGAUCAUUUUGAUUAUGAUAGUAUCAAACAUGAUAAUGAUGAUAUAACAAUUAAAUAUCAUUUUUGUUGGAUAAAAAAUUUGUCAAGGCUUAUAUCAAGACAAAUGAGUAAACACGAUGGGGCAAUAUACAUAUGCGAUCGAUGUCAACAAUAUUUUGUGUCUGAAAUAAAAUUAAUAAAACAUAGUGAAGAAUGUGAACAGUAUAAUAAAUGUAAAGUUGUUUUACCAAAUCCAGAUAAAAAAAUAAUGAAAUUUAAAAACUUUGCAAAUAAAGAGCGUACAGUGAUUUCUGUUUAUGUUGACUUUGAGUGUAUGUUAGCACCCAUAGAUAAAUGUGUUGGUAAGAAAGCAAAAUGUUAUCAAAAACAUAUUGCUUACAGUGUUGGAUACUAUGUGUGUUGUACAUAUAAAAAUGAACUAAAUUAUUAUAAAUCAUACAGAGGUGAAAAUUGUGAAAGAUGGCUUGCAAUGGAACUGAAAACUUUAGCGGACAUAGUUAAUGAAACAAUUGAAAAUCCUGUACCAAUGAUCAAAUUAAAUGCUAGUGAAAAAGAAAAAAUUAAGAUGGUUACUAAUUGUCAUAUUUGUGGGGAGCCUCUCUCUGCUACGAAUCGAGUUUUAGAUCAUAAUCAUUUCACAGGCGCGUUUAGGGGAGUAGCUCAUUCGGAUUGUAAUUUAAAUUAUCAUGAAUCCCAUACUAUACCAAUUGUAUUCCAUAAUCUUAGUGGAUAUGAUGCGCAUUUAAUUAUAGAAGAGAUAGCUACAGCCUUUAAAGGUAGUAUUAACUUAAUACCUCUAACAAAAGAAAAUUAUAUUUCUUUUAUAAAACAUGUGACAGAUGAACAAUCUCUACCAUCAAUUGAUAUGUUUUUUAGUACUUUAACUGAUUCAAAAAUUUCACUUGAUGAAUACAGACAUGCUCAAAAUGUGUGGAAAGCCUUUAAUAUACAAACGUUGGGUGAAUAUAGUGAUUUAUAUUUAAAAACGGAUGUUUUAUUACUUGCUGAUAUUUUUGAAAAUUUUCGCGAUAUGUGCUUGGAAAAAUAUCUGUUAGACCCCUGCCAUUAUUAUACUUUACCUGGGCUAACCUGGCAGGCAAUGUUAAAAUAUACGAAAGUUGAAUUAGAAUUACUAACUGAUAUUGAUAUGAUAAUGUUUGUGGAGCAAGGUACUCGGGGUGGAUUAAGCCAAUGCAGUAAUCGAUAUGCUAAAGCAAAUAAUAAAUAUAUGACAAAUUAUGAUUGUAAUAAAAAGAGUGAAUAUUUAGUGUAUUGGGAUGUGAAUGGUAUGUAUGCUUGGGCAAUGCAACAGUGUCUUCCGUUAAAGAAUUUUCAAUGGUGUACCGAUACUGACAUUGAUGUAAAGUCUAUACCAGAUGAUAAUCCUGAAGGAUACAUUUUUGAAGUUGAUUUAAAAUAUCCAGAUGAUAUACAUGACAGUCAUAAUGAUCUACCACUGUGUCCAACUCACGAAAAGCCUCCAGGGGGGAAAAGUAAAAAGCUUAUUGCAACAUUGUACGAUAAGAAAAAAUAUAUUUUGCAUUAUAGAAAUUUAAAACAGUGUUUACAAUAUGGGAUGAUUUUAGAAAAAGUACAUCGUAUAUUAAAAUUUGAUCAAUCAGCAUGGCUCAAACCAUACAUCGAUUUGAAUAUAAAAAUGAGAGCUGAAUCAAAGAGUAAUUUUGAAAAAAAUUUAUACAAGUUAAUGAACAAUGCUGUGUUUGGUAAAACUAUGGAAAAUGUUCGAAAAAGAAGGGUGGUAAAAUUACGAACCCGAUGGCUUGGUCGAUAUGGGGUAAAAGUAUUGAUUGCUAAACCAAACUUUUAUAAUCGUACAAUAUUCAGUGAAAAUUUAGUAGCAAUUGAAUUGAAAAAUCUAACUUUAUAUUACGAUAGACCGAUGAUUGUGGGAAUGGUUACUUUAGAUAUUGCAAGAACUAAAAUAAAUGAUUUUCAUCAUGGUUAUGUCAAAACCAAAUUUGGUAAUAAGGCUAAAGGAUUGUAUACCGAUACGGAUUCAAUAAUCUAUAUCAUUGAGACCGAUGACAUAUAUGAGAUUAUUAAAGCAGACAUACAUAAAUUUGAUACAAGCGAUUAUGAACCUAAUAAUAUUUAUGGCAUACCAUUAGUUAAUAAAAAAGUGUCUGGAUUAAUGAAGGAUGAAUUAAAUGGAAAGAUUAUGACUGAGUUUAUUGGAUUAAGAUCAAAAAUGUAUACCUAUAAGAUUGAUAAUGAUAAUGAAAAUAUUGUGAAAAAGAUAAAAGAAGAGAGUAAAGUAGCAUUAAGUGGAAAUGAUGAUAAGAGAUGUAUUAUUGAUAAUAGUUUUGAUACAUAUGCAUGGGGUCAUUAUAAGUUAAGAAACUAA